AUGAUCCAGAAGGAGACUUCCAUGCAACUGGACCUCGCGUCUAAUGAUAACGAUAUUUACUGCAGCAACAACUUUGUUGACGGAAAGUGGGUGGCUUCACAAUCACAAAAGCGCUUCGAUGUGGUUGAUCCUGGGAGCGGCAAAAUCUGGGCAUCUCCCCCGGACUCGAUAGUCGCAGAUGUCGAAGUUGCGAUACAAUCUGCUCACAAGGCUUUCCAAAGUUAUAGCCGCGUCGUACCAAGGAAAAGAGCCGAGUGGAUUCUGGCAUGGCAUCAACUUAUUCUUGCUCAUAAAGAAGACCUUGCUCGGAUAUUGGUACACGAGACAGGAAAGCCCCUCCAGGAAGCCUACGACGAGAUCAAUUAUGCAACAACGUUUACUUGGUGGUUUAUGGGAGAGGCUGAGCGUAUUCAAGGGUCGAGCAUCAAAAGUGCGACGCCCGGGAGACGAGCCUUCGUCAUCAAGCAGCCUAUAGGCCCUGUUGCUGCCCUGGUACCCUGGAAUUUCCCUGUGGCCCUAUAUUUGAGGAAGGCGAGUGCUGCACUGGCGGCAGGCUGCACAAUGGUCGUCAAACCAUCUCCAGAAACCCCAAUAACCGCGCUGUGUUUAGCAAGUCUAGCUCUAAAAGCGGGUUUUCCACCAGGGGUCCUGAACGUUGUGACCACCAGCCUAGAGAACACUCCGUCUGUGUCAGAGGCAAUGUGUACUCACCCUCUAAUCAAAAAAGUCAGUUUUACCGGUAGUACACGUGUGGGAAAACUCAUCGCAGGUCUGUGCUCAAAAUCAUUGAAGAAGUCGACCCUCGAACUUGGUGGCAACUGCCCCUUUAUCGUUUUUGAUGAUGCAGACCUUGUCGAUGCUGUAGCUCAAUUGUCUGCAUUAAAGUGGCGGCAUGCCGGGCAAGCCUGUAUCACAGCUAAUCGAGUUUUUGUGCAAAGAGGUGUCUACGAACAAUUCAUCACCAGACUGGUAGAAAAGGCUAGUGGUCUUGUCAUUGGGCAUGGGCUGGAAAAGAAAUCCUCAAUGGGGCCUGUUACUACCUUACGAUCAUUGACCAAGGCAGAAGAGCUUGUAACUGAUGCCAUGGCUAAAGGUGCAAAGAUUGUCCUUGGGAGUGGGAGAUCUGCUGAACGUGACGGCUUUUUCAUGGAACCAACGGUAUUAACCGGAGUGGAAGACAAUAUGAUAAUGAGUGGAGAGGAAAUCUUUGCCCCAGUGCUUGGUAUCUCCAACUUUGAUUCUGAGGACGAAGUGGUAAAGAGAGCCAACGACACGAGUCUGGGCCUUGCAAGUUACGUUUUCACCCAGGAUGCUGAUAGACUAUGGAGGAUGCUCGAGAAUCUGGAAGCGGGUAUGAUAGGAAUGAACACGGGCGGUAGUUCCGCAGCCGAGGCACCCUUUGGUGGCAUUAAAGAAAGUGGCUGGGGUAAAGAAAGUGGCAAAGACGUUGCGCUGGAUGAGUUCAUGGUCACCAAGACGGGGACGUUGACGGUGAAAGGACAUUAUUGA
Molecule: messenger RNA, 1509 nt
Organism: Exophiala bonariae
Lineage: Eukaryota; Fungi; Ascomycota; Eurotiomycetes; Chaetothyriales; Herpotrichiellaceae
Exons: 2
Coding region: 1-1509 (502 amino acids)
Biological process (GO): GABA catabolic process
Cellular component (GO): cytoplasm
Molecular function (GO): succinate-semialdehyde dehydrogenase (NAD+) activity
Source: RefSeq, a predicted model, not a curated record